GCAUCCCCAUGAACAUGUUCUCCUGUCCUAUCUCCAAUGUUCUGCUCACAAAAGGUGGAAAGAUUGAUAAAGCGGGAGGAAGAGGAGAAGAAUGAGGAAGAGGGAGGAAAGACGAAAGAAGGAAAAACUGAGAUGGCCAUCCAGCCGGGGAUCUUUGGACGAAAGAGAAGAGAAGACAUUUGGGCAAACUUUCUGCACAGUGAAGUGGAGAACAAGACCGAAUGUGUGGUAGACAAAGACGGGCAGAAAUGCGGUCACAAAAUCGUUGGAAAAAACACUACGAAUUUAAAAAGACAUCUAAAAGCAUUCCACAAUGAAAUUCAGAUUCCAGAAAGGACAUCAAUGAAACAUGUCCAGCCCAAGAAGAUUGACAAACCAACUAGUGCUCAAGAUUUCUUUGCCACAAGGAGAUACAGCGACAACUCUCCAGAGCAACAUACCAAGGAAGAAGGGAUAGCGCAGUGGAUAGGCCGCACAGGACUCCCAGCACGAAUUGUUGAAGAUGAGGAGUUUGUCACUAUGAUGACAAAAAUGGACAAAAAGUUCAAAGUGCCAAAAAGACAUAAAAUUUUAAACUUGAUCGAAAAAAUUUACAAAGAAGAGAAAGACAAAAUCAAACAAAACCUUGCCACAGCACGCAGAAUAACUAUAGGGUUGGAUAUUUGGACCAAAAAGGGACUUACCGCAUCCUUUCUGGGAGUGAGCGCCUGUUACUUCAACCCUGAGAACAACAAAGCUGAACACAAACGCCUGAACCUGAAGGAGAUGGUUCAUCCUCACACCGCAGAGUCGAUUAGUACACUUGUAGAGGAGUCAAUGGAAGAGUGGGGGCUACCCAGAGAGAAGGUCCUCACAACAAUCACUGACAAUGGCAGCAACAUGGUGGCUUCAUUCCACACACAUGCAGAAGUUGCCACAACUUCUGAAGAGGACUCAGAUGCAGAGCCCGACAAUGCCAGUGAUGACGAUGAGCAGCAAGAAGGGGAAGAUUACAGCGGGGAGGUCCGUAUCGUGAAAUACCGUGACCAAGGUCUUGAAAGUACUGACCGAGGACCUCUGGUAAACCAGGCUGAACUGACCUGA
Neoarius graeffei (lesser salmon catfish) is the source of this 1083-nucleotide messenger RNA. RefSeq lists its product as uncharacterized. NCBI's taxonomy places the organism in Eukaryota, Metazoa, Chordata, Actinopteri, Siluriformes, Ariidae. The transcript has 5 exons. The record is from RefSeq and is a predicted model, not a curated record. The coding region runs from base 37 to 1083 and encodes 348 amino acids.